Molecule: messenger RNA, 3528 nt
Organism: Nelumbo nucifera (sacred lotus)
Lineage: Eukaryota; Viridiplantae; Streptophyta; Magnoliopsida; Proteales; Nelumbonaceae
Product: Alanyl-tRNA synthetase, class IIc
Biological process (GO): alanyl-tRNA aminoacylation
Cellular component (GO): cytoplasm; cytosol; chloroplast
Molecular function (GO): nucleic acid binding; ATP binding; alanine-tRNA ligase activity
Source: RefSeq, a predicted model, not a curated record
UUAUCUUCACGCCAACGUUUGUAACGCCAAUUUAAAUCUCUACCUGUUUGAAGUAUAAAGCAGCUAGAGAGAUAAACAGAGACCGAGCGCGCGCGCGCGAGCGAGCGAGAGAGCGAGAGAGAGGACCUUGUUUGCCAUGGAAGGAUUGAAGCUGGUGGACUCUCUGCAUGGAAACCAGAGUGGGAAACCUCUGAUUCGACUCUCCAGUUCAAUCUUAGCUUCCAGAGCUAGCUUUCUUAAACCAGCAAAAUGCAGUCUUUCCUUCACAACUGGUUGCAGGGAAUUCGUGGGUGUUAGAGGAAGAGUGCCUACUCAAGUUUUUCCAAGUGGAUGGCUCUACAAAAAUUCUAAUUCGAGAGGAUCAUGGGAAAAGGAGUUCAUAAUAAGAAAUGCAUCAGCACCAACACAGCCUAUCAGCAAAGAACUAGUAAAAGAUAAGUCUAAAGAGUCCCUAGUGAGUGGGAAUUCCAUACGCCGUCGGUUUCUUGAAUUCUACGCUUCUCGAGGCCACAAGGUCCUUCCAAGUGCUUCACUUGUUCCAGAAGAUCCCACUGUUUUACUUACAAUUGCAGGAAUGCUACAGUUCAAGCCUAUAUUUCUUGGAAAGGAACCUAGACAAGUAGCUUGUGCUACAACUGCUCAAAGGUGCAUACGGACAAAUGAUGUGGAAAACGUGGGCCAAACAUCUAGACAUCAUACAUUUUUUGAGAUGCUCGGGAACUUCAGUUUUGGUGAUUACUUCAAGAGGGAAGCAAUUAUUUGGGCAUGGGAGCUUACAACCAAGGAAUUUGAAUUGCCACCAGAGAGAUUGUGGGUUAGUGUUUUCAAAGAUGAUGAUGAAGCUUUCUCUAUAUGGCAUAAUGAGGUAGGAGUUCCUGUGGAGCGUAUAAAGCGUAUGGGUGAAGAUGACAAUUUCUGGACUAGUGGUGUUACUGGUCCCUGUGGUCCUUGCUCUGAGAUUUAUUAUGAUUUCCUUCCUGAGAGAGGAUAUUCUGAUGUAGAUUUGGGAGAUGACAGUAGGUUUAUAGAGUUCUACAAUCUCGUCUUCAUGCAGUAUAACAAAAAGGAAGAUGGGUCCCUUGAGCCCUUAAAGCAGAAGAAUAUAGAUACUGGGCUUGGCCUUGAACGCAUGGCUCGCAUCCUGCAGAAGGUUCCAAAUAAUUAUGAGACAGACUUGAUUUAUCCCAUUAUAGAGAAGGCUGAAGAGUUGGCACUGGUCUCAUAUGCUGAAGCUGAUGAUCGUGUAAAGACCUAUCUUAAAGUAAUUGGAGAUCAUAUGCGUGCGGUUGUUUUUCUCAUAUCGGAUGGGGUUGUUCCUUCAAAUAUUGGGAGAGGUUAUGUAGUUCGGCGGCUCAUCAGAAGGGUUGUUCGAACAGGCAGGUUACUAGGUAUAAACGGUGAUGGAAAGGGGAAUCCAGAAGGAGCUUUUCUACCAGAGCUUGCAGAUAAAGUAAUAGAAUUAAGCACUGAAAUAGACCCAGAUAUUAAAACCAGAGCACCCCGUAUUCUUGAGGAGUUGAAAAGGGAAGAACUGCGGUUUGUGCAGACACUAGAGAGAGGAGAGAAGUUACUUGAGCAGUUACUAACUAGUGCAUUACUAAGUGCUUCUGAGAAUGGAAGCAAACCUUGUCUGUCUGGAAAAGAUGCCUUUCUUUUGUAUGACACGUUUGGUUUUCCAGUAGAAAUAACUACAGAAGUUGCUGAGGAACGAGGUGUCUGUAUAGAUAUGAAUGCUUUUGAUAUUGAAAUGGAGAAUCAACGGCGUCAAUCUCAGGCUGCUCAUAGUGUUGUUAAACUUGCAGUUGAAAAUGCAUCAGAGCUUACCGAGAGCAUUCCAGACACUGAAUUUUUAGGAUAUGACACCCUUUCUGCCAAAGCAACAGUUAAGGGCCUAUUGGUGAGUGGGAACUCAGUAACACAGGUUUCUGAGGGAAGUGAUGUAGAAAUUUUGCUGAAUAGGACACCAUUUUAUGCUGAAUCAGGUGGUCAAAUAGGAGAUCAUGGUUUUUUAUAUGUUUCUGAAGCUGAAAAAGAAUGCAAAGCUAUUGUGGAGGUCAAAGAUGUCCAAAAAUCUCUUGGAAACAUAUUUGUUCACAAGGGUACUAUUAAAGAGGGAGCUAUAGAAGUUGGAAAUGAAGUGGAAGCGAUGGUUGAUGCAAAACUGCGACAGAGAGCUAAGGUUCAUCAUACUGCUACACAUUUGUUACAAGCUGCACUUAAACAAGUAAUAGGCCAUGAAACAUCACAAGCUGGUUCAUUGGUGGCUUUUGAUCGACUCCGGUUUGAUUUCAACUUCCACCGACCACUACCAGAUCAUGAAAUAAUAGAAGUUGAAGGGUUGAUUAAUAAAUGGAUUGGUGAUGCAACAAAUCUUCAAACUAAAGUGAUGCCUCUUAAUGAUGCCAAAGAAGCUGGAGCUAUUGCAAUGUUUGGUGAAAAAUAUGGAGAACAGGUACGUGUUGUAGAGGUCCCCGGUGUAUCAAUGGAACUUUGUGGUGGGACCCAUGUCAGUAAUACUUCAGAAAUACGUGGAUUCAAAAUAGUUUCAGAGCAAGGAAUUGCAUCAGGGAUAAGGCGUAUUGAAGCUGUAGCUGGUGAUGCUUUCAUUGAUUAUAUCAAUGUCCGAGAUAACUACAUGAAACAUCUGUGUUCCACUCUCAAAGUAAAAGCUGAAAAGGUAACAGACAGAGUUGAAAACCUUUUGGAGGAGUUACGGAUGGCGAGGAACGAAGUGUCAGCUGUACGUGCAAAGGCAGCAGUAUUCAAAGCAGCAACUAUUGCUGGCAAGGCACUCGCACUUGGAACUUCUAAAAGGAUCAAGGUUCUUGUCGAGAAUAUGGAUGAUGUUGAUACUGAUUCCCUAAGGGGUGCUGCUGAGCAUCUAAUGGAUACACUACAAGAUCCAGUAGCUGUGGUUUUGGGCUCUUGCCCGGGUGAAGGGAGAGUGAGCUUGAUUGCUGCAUUUAGUCCAGGGGUUGUUGGUCUGGGAAUACAUGCUGGAAAAUUUAUAGGGCCCAUAGCGAAGUUGUGUGGUGGUGGAGGGGGUGGAAAGCCUAAUUUUGCCCAAGCAGGCGGAAGAGAGCCUGAGAAUUUGUCAAUGGCCCUUGAGAAAGCCCGAACAGAGCUUGUUGCUGCUUUAUCUGAGAAAGCAGGGUGAUAUACAGUCUUAUUUUGUGACAUCUUAGUUUGCGACUUGAGCCUACUGAAUAAGGUAAAGUACUGAAAAGGAUCAGUUGUGGCUUCUAGGAGCGUUAAAAGCAUAUCAUAGCAACAGCUAGAGAAAGCAAAUUUCUUUUCCUGUCAUACACACAGAAGAUGGAUGAAGUUUAUAUAAGAUCAUUCUUUGUCAUUAAAACAGUAGGUGAAAAUAGUGAAGUUGUAAAGAGCAUGUUACCAUGUUUAAUUUUACUCCAACCAGCUUUGCUAUGCAGUUUGUAAAAAUUGUACUCCUGCUUGCAAAAUGGCUGGGAGGGUUACUUAUAUUUUGCUCUGUUCUCAGCUUCUCACUUCUCUAUAAUCUUUAUCAUA